Messenger RNA from Fibroporia radiculosa, 597 nucleotides. RefSeq lists its product as uncharacterized. The record is from RefSeq and is a predicted model, not a curated record. Gene Ontology annotation, molecular function: protein binding. Bases 1 to 597 code for a protein of 198 amino acids. The transcript has a single exon. Lineage: Eukaryota; Fungi; Basidiomycota; Agaricomycetes; Polyporales; Fibroporiaceae.
AUGUCCGUACACCUGUUCUCGUCCUCUGAGGCCUGGCAGUUCCCCAAGCCUCCGCAGGACAACGAGGGCACACUCGCGCAGAACCGCACCUCCUCGUACCUCAUUCGGCUCUCGCCCGACUCGACGCUCUCCUCCGAGUACGCCACUGCGCCGGAGAACCCCUUCGCGGACGCUGCCUCCGCCGAGAACUACGACAUGCCGACCGCCUCGGACCCGUUUGCGGACGCCGAGAUAGAUGUGGAUGCGCAGACGGCGGAGUCGCUUCAGAGCGUGGACACCGAGACCGCGUCGCACUUUGCGCGCAUCGAGACGAUCCGGCGCCCGUUCGCGCCGGGGCUGCGCGACGAGAUGGCCGCCACGCCUGGCGAGCAGGUGCGCAUGCUCCGCCGGUUCGACGACGGCUGGGCGUACGCAGAGAAGCUCGCGACGGGCGCGCGCGGGCUCAUCCCCAUCGACUGCCUGCGCAUGGCCGAGGAGGACCUGCCCGCGUUCCUCGCAUCGAAGCGCCUGAGCAGCUACCGCGGCGCGCGCUCGCCCAGCCCGAUUUUGCGGGACAGGCCGCGCAGCGCGGAGACGGUCGUCGGGCAGGUCCUGUGA